Molecule: messenger RNA, 1923 nt
Organism: Leucoraja erinaceus (little skate)
Lineage: Eukaryota; Metazoa; Chordata; Chondrichthyes; Rajiformes; Rajidae
Gene: arl6
Product: ADP-ribosylation factor-like 6
Exons: 8
Coding region: 316-876 (186 amino acids)
Biological process (GO): protein localization to cilium; cilium assembly; intracellular protein transport
Cellular component (GO): cytoplasm; axoneme
Molecular function (GO): GTPase activity; GTP binding
Source: RefSeq, a predicted model, not a curated record
CCCCUAGCAACCUGAGCCGGACGCUGUCAGUACACAGCGGCCACAGGGCGCUCGACGCUGCCCGACGAUGUUGUGCGUGCUUGCACGCCUUGCUCCUUGACUCAAUUUUUUUUUAACGUUUUUUGGAUGAUGUUGCUGCUUUCAAUAAUGCCAGGAAUCCAGCAGGUUUAGUGCUCGGGUCCAGGCGAUCAGAGAGGGGAAGGCUGGUGAGAGGAACAGUUUAACUGUUCGGAGGGGAAAGCUGAGCAGAAAACGACCAGUUAGUUGCCUGCUGAUAAUCCCUUGGAAGAACAAUUGUCAUCUGGAGUCAAGAUCAUGGGACUAUUUGACAAACUAGCCGGAUGGCUUGGUCUAAAGAAGAAGGAGGUUCAUGUGUUGUGUCUAGGGCUAGACAAUAGUGGGAAAACGACAAUCAUUAAUUAUUUAAAGCCUUCAAAUGCUCAAGUUCAAGAUAUUGUUCCAACCAUUGGAUUCAGCAUAGAGAAUUUCAAGACUUCGGGCCUGUCUUUUACCGUGUUUGAUAUGUCUGGCCAGGGAAGAUAUCGGAACUUAUGGGAACAUUAUUAUAAGGAAGGCCAGGCUAUCAUUUUUGUCAUUGAUAGCAGUGACAAGUUGAGGAUGGUGGUUGCAAAAGAAGAACUUGACACGCUUCUUAAUCAUCCAGACAUUAAACAUAGACGAAUUCCAAUUCUGUUUUUUGCGAAUAAGAUGGACCUCAGAGACGCUUUGUCAUCAGUUAAAGUUUCUCAGAUGUUGCGUUUAGAAAACAUCAAAGAUAAGGCUUGGCAUAUUUGUGCCAGUGAUGCUCUAAAAGGCGAAGGAUUACAGGAAGGUGUUGAUUGGCUCCAAGAUCAAAUCAAAGCAAUGAAGACGUGAAGAAUUAAUGGCACAUGAAUGCCUCCAGUACGACAUAGCAGAAUGUGACUUGGCACAGCUUGAGAAUUGAACUUAUGCUGAGAUAUGUCUUAUCAUGUUGUGGACUCAAUUUUAUUCUAUCUUUGAAAUGUAUGCUGAAGGAAGAAAAAUAAUGUACAUAGUCAAAGUAAUAAUGUGUAAUAUUUUUACAAGUUUAAUGUAGAUUUUGCGAAGAACCAUAUUAAGGAAUUAAGCUAGAGAUCUGGAAGGAGUGCUUUUUGUUCAAGUACUCGCCAGCAAAAGACCCCUGAGAAUUUAUUUUGAUUGUGUCUGGAAAGAUCAGAAUUGCCAGAUGGACAAGGAGUGCUUGCAGUCUGCUGUAACCAAGUCACAAAGGUGGAGUGGCCUCGCGCAGUCACAAGCUGCUUCUUGCUACGCAAUCACUUCACUUCCCACUUUCAGGUUGGUCUGAAGGUUGUUUACCACUGAUCUGCACAGGUGCAAUCCCUAUUGAAAAGGCUGGGCAAAACAAUGUGAUUAAUGUAGGACCUGUCUAAACAGCUCUUUGAGAUGGUCAGCACAGACUCAGUGGGCUAAGAAUCUGGUUCUGUGCUGUGUCUCUGCCUCUCUGAGAAGGCAAUCAAUUUAAAGCUCUUUAUGAAGUUAACUUGUCAAAAUAUCGAAGUACGGAAAAUUUUAAAGUCCAUCCACACCUGUCAUCCCCUUUGUAGAUCCAAGUGUGUUGUAAAAUAUGUAUAUUGAAUAUUUAAAAUGUGAUCAUUUUCUCCAAAUGUAUAGCUCUAUAGAGGAUGAUGGAGAUAUGUAUUAAUAUGACAGCAGUCUCCUGCAUCCAUUUUGUUAGGUCACUCAAAUUAAAUGCACUUUUGUGUGAUUCUCUUUUACAAUCACCCGAAGCUUUAAGGGAUUUUAAGUUGUAUUUGAUUAGGUUAUUACUGAAUAUAUUUUAGGCUUAGCUUUAUGAAAAGAGGAAAUCGGAUCUACUAAAGGCCCAAGCCUUUUGUUGAUCUGAGCCCAACUUGCAAACUAAAAAUAAACUGAAGCAAGUCA